UCGGUGUCCAUUAUGAUCUAAGUUGACCAGACCUGUAGUGGAGGUUCUCAGAUCUAGCAACGUUUGGCGAUCAUACACCAGCAGAGAGUUGCCUUUAAGUGCAGCAAGUGUUACAAACAGAAAAAACACACACAGCAUACGGAGAGAUUAAAGCAGUUUCAGUCACAAAUGAGUGUUUCUCUGAUGCCGUUUGGCAUGUUACAGUAUGAAUGGAAAAUAAAGCAGUUACUCAUAAAGAGAUAUUACAGAGAAUCGGCAGAAAAGUUUCCUACUCUCCAACCCACACACACACCACAGACACGGAAACAAACUCAGGAAGGUGUUACAGAGAGAAAAACUCAUUGCUCAAACUCGGUGCAUAUGUCUAUGCGUACAGUCUAUGGUGUUGUGUCGAUAAGAAGACACCCGUCUGCAGCAACAAUGAAUCCAAAGAUCAGAUAGACAGUCAUGAAGCUUCAGCUGGACCUGCUGUGUUUUUGCCUGCUGUGUUUCACUGGAAAAACUCUUUGUGAUGAAAAAGGACCAGCGGCCAUCAAAGUGUUGGUGUCAGAAGGGAGUGAUGUCACAUUACCCUGUUCCCUCAGCACCAAGGAGAACAUCGAGCAGAAACUCUUUGUCUGGAGGAAACAUGAUGGUAUGAUGGGGGUGUUCAUGUAUGAUAAAGGCCUCCAUCACAACAACGGUGGUUCAGGUCAAGAUGAGCAGUUCAAAGGUCGAGUCUUUCAUUUCCAAGAUGAGCUGAAACACGGCAACGCCUCCAUCAUCAUCAGAAAUACAAAGAUGGCUGACAGUGGAGACUACACCUGUGUUUUUCCAUUUGUGCAGAGAAGAGAAAAAUCCCAUGUAAUGCUUGUCGUUGUUUCAUCUCCAAAGCCAUCUGUCACAGUCCUUGAUGCCACAGAUGAUGGAGUGCAGCUGCAGUGUGAGGUUCAUGGUGCUUCUCCAAAACCUGAAGUAGAGUGGAAGGACAGUGAUGGAAACAUCCUUCCUGCUGAGGAGACACAGGUCACAGACAGAGGAGGCAGCUAUGACAUCAUCCUCCAAACUACUGUGACCAAGACGGACUGCUAUCACUGUGUGGUCACACAGGAGGAAAUCAACCAUCAGAUUCAUACAGAGAUACCUGUGUAUAUCAUUGGCAACAGCUGGAGGAAUAUUGUUACAUGUCUUGUUGUUGCUGCAACUUUAGCCUUUUUUGGGCUUGUUGUAGUUUGGUUGUUUAGGUGGUAUCACAGGCCCAACAAAAGGAUUGAUAGAGUGAGACAGCAACAGAAAGUUGAACAUCUGAUGAACAAUAAUGUUCAGCACAUUGCUGGCUGUGGUACGAGGACUCAGACUGAACCUGAGGAUCUUCAAUCAUGUUCUGGGUCAGAGGGUUCAGAGACUGCAGAGAGAGAGGAGGAGCAGCAGCCACUGAAUACGGGUGCACAUGACUCACAGGCAGCAGCACCCCCCGAUUCGACGUCGUAGAGG
Epinephelus fuscoguttatus (brown-marbled grouper) is the source of this 1473-nucleotide messenger RNA. Its product is annotated as CD276 antigen-like. NCBI's taxonomy places the organism in Eukaryota, Metazoa, Chordata, Actinopteri, Perciformes, Serranidae. The transcript is spliced from 6 exons. Bases 448 to 1470 code for a protein of 340 amino acids. The record is from RefSeq and is a predicted model, not a curated record.